This is a messenger RNA of Leptinotarsa decemlineata (Colorado potato beetle), 2399 nucleotides long. RefSeq lists its product as uncharacterized. The record is from RefSeq and is a predicted model, not a curated record. NCBI's taxonomy places the organism in Eukaryota, Metazoa, Arthropoda, Insecta, Coleoptera, Chrysomelidae. Gene Ontology annotation, cellular component: mRNA cleavage factor complex; cytoplasm. Gene Ontology annotation, molecular function: mRNA binding; RNA polymerase II complex binding. Gene Ontology annotation, biological process: mRNA 3'-end processing; termination of RNA polymerase II transcription.
GAAGGUUUUGGGAAAAUCCACCAAGAAUGACUGUCAGGUCAUGGAAUCAACCAGCCACAUGGAGACAUUUGCCUCCCCAUCAACAUCAAAGGAAGUAUCCUCCACAGCAGUUGCCACAUCCUAUAGAUUUCCCUCUGACACGAGUAGAGGAACUCCCAGUUUCUUCCGACAUCGAACCGAAAGAUCAUUUACCAAGUGGAGCUGUUAACGAUGAUGAGAUCAAGACUAUUGUCAUUGAUGGCGUUCCGAAAGAUAUUCGAUUCUACGGCGAGUUGGGUAUCACAUUCAUCAGCUGGGAUGAUCCCAGGGAGUUGACAUUCCAGGAUGAUGUUGUUCGACAGAUCACAUUUAACAAUAAAGAGUCUUAUACGUUUUCUUUGAACCAUUCGUACAAAGAGGUUCUAGUUAAUGGACGUCUUCAUAAGGUAAAGAUCGGUGCUCCCAGCAGGGAGAUCUUCAUCGAUCAUGUGCCUUAUGAAUGCCGCUUUGGUAGUGCUAUUCGUAUUGACUUGGACGGAGUCAGCAUAACCUUGAAGCUGGAAGGACUGCCACCUCAAGUUAAAAUUGGUGACACAAAAAGGACAGAUCUAGUCGCUGGCAAAAUUAAUGUGUGCAUAGACGCCGAAGUUGUACCCGUGUUUCUAGAUGCUAAAGUUCAAAAGUUUGUUCUUAACGGUGAAACGCACACUUUAAAAUUUGUAAAUGCGUUGGAAACGGUUUUAAUAAAUGAUGUGCCUUUUAAUGUUGAAUAUGGUGGUCUCCCUGAACCUAUUGUAAUAAAUGGUAAACAACAUUCCAUAAGAUUUCCAGUAUUGCCCAAAGGUACAAAGCCCGGUAAGGUGAAUAUCAGGGAUAUGGAGGGCAAUGGCAACAUAAGCCCUAAGUUCGACAAGAAGAGCCAAGAGAGCAAUUCUGAUACCCGCGAUCCACCUCUGCCAAUCUAUAGGAACCUCUUGCAGCAAGAAAAUAUGAGUGAGUGGAGUUCGCAGAAUGAUAUGAUACCUACAUUGGCCUCCAUCCCUGAAGCUGGAGCUCAUCAGGUUGAAAACCAAUCGAACUCGGAUGUUCCAAAGAGUGGAACUACAACUUCUGAACCAAUUCCAAUUAUGAAUGUCGGUGACUUGUUCCAGAAACUAGUAGCGUUUGGUUUUAUUACUUCUACAGACCAGAAAAAUCCACCAGUUUCACAGGAACCUAUGGAUGAGAAUCCACCUAGUUCAAAUAAAGAAAUUUCUGUUGAAAAACCAAUAGCAAAACCUAUCUUUGCUCCAACGCUCUCCAAACUCAGACGAAAUAGCUGCGAAAAACUUAGGCCAAUUAAAUUUGAACAGCCGAAAACACUCAAGGUUCGACAGAAUGUUCUCUAUUCAACUCUUUACUCAGGAAUGCAGUGUAGCAGUUGUGGAAUGAGAUUUUCACCUGAGGCUAGUAUGCAGUAUAGUCAGCACUUAGAUUGGCAUUUCCGAAAAAAUCGAAGAGGAAAGAGGAAUAACCGUGUUGCAAAUAGCAGAAGGUGGUACUAUUCCUUGUCUGAUUGGAAGAAUUAUGAGGAACUAGAAGAUUUGAAAGAAAGAGAGAAAAAUUACUUUGAUCAGCAGCAGCAGCAAGCUGAUAAUGUUGGAGUGGAGGCAGAAGAAUACGCCGUCAAUCCCAGUGUUUCUGCCGAUCCUGAAUCAACAGACGAAUGUUGCGAUGUUUGUCGAGAUAAGUUUGAUUACUUUUUCAAUGAAGAGAAGGAAGAGUGGCAUCUAGAAAACGCUAUCAGGAUAGAGGACAAAACAUACCAUCCUCUUUGUUAUGAGGAUAAUCAGCAGCAAUCUCUUUUGGACCAAACGGCAGAUGAGAGUAGAAUUCAAUCGCCCAAACUAGCUAAACAAGAAGAAACAACUAUUCCCGGCCUUGAAAUAAUACUAGAUGUUGAUGAUGAGGAUGAAGAUAAUAAUGAUGUAGAUACGGAACCAAUGGAGGUGGUAUCCUUGGAAAGUGAUGAAUCCAAACAAGUACAAGAUGAAAAUGAUAAGACUGAGCAACCAUUUGAAAAAGGAGGGUAUGACAAUAAUGAUGACGUCAUUCUUAAUGAGGUUGCCCCGAUAGUGAUUGUAGUUGACGAUGAUGAAGAAAUGGGCCAAGAUGGUACUGAAUCUGAAAUGAACAACAACACUGAAGUUAAAAGAGACAGUAUGGAUGAUGGAUUCGUUGAGGUAUCAUGUCUUGUGAGCCUGCAGAAUGGAAAGCAAAUGAAGAUAAAAGCAGAGCCUGUGGAUUUAGGUGAGUUUAUAAAUCAAGAAGCUCUCACUGGUGCCUUACCGGAAGAACAGCCAGAGGAGCAACUGAAAGAAAUUCCUCUCUCUCAAACAGAACUGCUAACUAACAUGGAUGGAAAUAUUGUUUUAUUCUGA